Messenger RNA from Solanum verrucosum, 1345 nucleotides. RefSeq names its product G-type lectin S-receptor-like serine/threonine-protein kinase At2g19130. Lineage: Eukaryota; Viridiplantae; Streptophyta; Magnoliopsida; Solanales; Solanaceae. The transcript has a single exon. Gene Ontology annotation, biological process: recognition of pollen. The record is from RefSeq and is a predicted model, not a curated record. The coding region runs from base 57 to 1322 and encodes 421 amino acids.
CCAUCACCUAGUAACUUUCUUUAUUCUCCUCUUUCGUUUUUAUGUAGUAGUGAGAAAUGAAGAUAAUAUUGGUUCUCUUGCUUUCUUACUUUCAUUUAGUUAGCUGCAAUAGUACUCGUUCAGAUACCUUGUUGCCUGGCCAGUCCUUUUCCUUUUCUGCAGAAGAUACUUUAGUAUCCAAACAAGGGAAGUUUGAACUCGGUUUCUUCUGUCCAGGUAAUUCUGAAAAGCUUUUUAUUGGUAUAUGGUAUACAAACAUAAAGCCCAAAACUGUGGUUUGGAUAGCAAAUAGGGACAACCCUAUUCGUCCUCCGUUCAAUAAUUCUCAUCUAGAGCUGUCUGAUGGAAAUCUACAACUCUUGGAUGCACGUAAACAAAGAGUUUGGAGUUCUAGUUUAUCCACACCUUCAGCAUAUGCCAAUAAAGCAGUACUUCUUGACUCUGGAAAUCUUGUUUUGACAAAUGGCAUUGACAGACAGUGGCAGAGCUUUAAUUAUCCUACAGAUACGUGGCUGCCUGGUGCGAUGAUUGGAUUUAAUAAGUCCAAGAACACACUCCAGAAACUUACUUCUUGGAGGGAUCUGAAUGAUCCAGCUUCAGGAAGCUACUCUUUGCAAGUAGGCCAGAAUCAAAAUGGUGAGUUAGUUGUUCAACAUAAUUUCCAGGAAGAAUGGAGGUCUGGGCCUUGGAAUGAAGGAGGGUUUGCUAUUAGAGCAGAACAAAAUUAUUAUAAGGAUUUAUUCGACUUCAGUUAUGAUCCAACUGAAUAUAGUAAAUAUAUUACUUACAAUGGCUUUGCUGAAUCUGACAUUUCUCGAAUUGUCUUAGAAUUUAAUGGGUCGAUGAAGCAAUGGUUCUGGUCUAAAGAUCAUCAGAGUUGGCAGUUAGUGUGGUCUCGAUCUACUGAUAAUUGUGACCGAAUAAAUUUCUGUGGUGCUUUUGGAAUUUGUGACAUGAAUGCCAAUCCACCCUGUGAAUGCUUAAAAGGUUAUGAACCGAAGUUUAAAUUAGAUUGGGAUAGUAGAAACUAUUCAGGUGGGUGUGUGAGAAAAAAUCCGCGGCAGUGUGGCAGCAAUAACAAAAAAUUUGUCCGUAUGCCAAAUGUAAAACUUCCUGUGUCAUCUGAAUCAAUGAAAGGAGUAAAUGAUCAGAUCUGUGAAUAUAUAUGUUCAUCCAAUUGCUCAUGCAAUGCUUAUGCUUACAGCAAUAGUGGAGAGUGCUUAUUUUGGUAUAGCGAUUUGAUUGAUCUGUCAAUAUUACCUAAUAAUUCAAGUCAAGUAGAGUUCAACAUUAAGCUUUUUGAGCGCUCGAACAAAGGUUAGGUGCUUCCAAGCUGCAUCUUAUU